Messenger RNA from Nannospalax galili (Upper Galilee mountains blind mole rat), 1748 nucleotides. RefSeq names its product IZUMO family member 4 (gene Izumo4). Gene Ontology annotation, cellular component: nucleus. Bases 46 to 879 code for a protein of 277 amino acids. The transcript has 5 exons. The record is from RefSeq and is a predicted model, not a curated record. NCBI's taxonomy places the organism in Eukaryota, Metazoa, Chordata, Mammalia, Rodentia, Spalacidae.
CCGUCCGUUAGUGCAGGGCCGGAGGGCGUGGCCCUGGCGGCGCCGAUGGGUAGUCGCGGCCGGCGGGGCGGGGCCCUGGGCCUGCUGCUGUACCUGGGCUUGACGGCGGAGCUGGCCGGCGGCUGCCUGCACUGCGACCCCAAUUUCUCGGAGAAGUUCUGCUACUAUCGGCACCACGUGAACCUCAAGUCCUGGUGGGUGGGUGACAUCCCGGUGUCGGGGAUGCUGCUCACCGAGUGGAGCCAGAACACGAUGAAAGAGCUGCACCUGGCCAUACCCGCCGAGAUCACCCGGGAGAAGCUGGAUCAAGUGGCAGGAGCGGUGUACCAGAGAAUGGACCAGCUGUACCAGGGGAAAAUAUACUUCCCAGGGUACUUCCCCAAUGAGCUGCGAGCCAUCUUCCGGGAGCAGGUGCGCCUCAUCCAGAACGCCAUUAUAGAGAGCCGCAUCGACUGUCAACAUCACUGUGGCAUCUUCCAGUAUGGUACCAUUUCUUGCACCAACUGCACCGACUCACAUGUUGUCUGCUUCGGUUAUCACUGCAAGUACAACUUGGCUGCUCUACUGUCCCUGGAGUCCUCAGUUCACCACCCGGGUAGGGGAGGGGACCUGAAGCUUGGAAAGACCCCUUCACCAAGCACUGUAUCUCCCCAGGUCAUCAGCACAGUGGGAGACAGCUGUACAGGGCCUCCUGAGUUACAUGUGAGCUGGGGGAAUGGCGGGGAGCUCAUUGGGAGCCAGGGCUCAGAAGUAGGGGGGAGCACCAACGGAAGCCACUUGGUCCCUGAUUCCAAACCUGCUGUUAUAGAAAUGCCUGGCACCAGUAAGUCCUGUUCAACCCAUCUCUUUUUCUCCGGGACAGUGUGUGUGAGUACAUAGGGAGUGAGCUUCUGCAGCCUCUGGAGGGCCAGGAGGAUCUACCCCUUUCCUGGAGGGUCUUAAAGUCAGCUGGAGGAAAGGGUCCUCAUGAAACCUGGGGCUAACCCAAGUGGGUGGCAGAGCUGGGGGUCUGAGAACUCCGCUCUUAUCUUUCAGACAGGACACACAGAUGAGGUAAGGCCAGGCCUUCUGCUGGAAGGGAUAGGGGAAGAGGGAGGGUGAAGAAAAGGUUGCGGUGGGAGAUGAAGUCCUAUGGCGGGAAUGGAAAGGGAUGCCAGGCAGGGCUGAGCGCCCCUAAGCAUGCUGGACGUCGGGACCUAUGCCCACCCAUGUGACCACUGCAUGAAGCUUGCUGAUUCCUUCUCUAUGGCCUCGGACACAGAAACACCCCAGCCUUGUGAGUGACUCAGGGGAACCAGGCUACAAAGCAGGAGGCUUAGGGGAGCACCCAAACUGGAAACCCAAAGGCAAACGACAACUUUGCCACAGACCCCACCAUGCCCUAUUGUAGACUGGUUUCGGGUGCUGGAUGACCCCACCUGGCACUCCAGGAUACCAGAACAGGCAGGGCCUGGGUGCUGGGGUGCACACCUGUCAUCCCAGCCCUCCAGAAGGUGGAGGCAAAGGAUCUUGAAUUUGAGACCAGCCUGGGCUACAUGUAUAGUAGGGCGGCAGUGAGGACACAGCCUGGGGAGAAAGGCAAGAGGGCAAAAGCAGACUAAGGGCUGAGGGUACCCCACCCUAUCCCAAAGCCUAUCACCGAACAUCAGGUAUCUGGACCCACAGCAUCUGAUCAACCUGACCUUGGAACACGCCUCCGAGUGUCUGACCCAGCACUGAUGGUGGCCACUUGCCCCCAGCCUGGGUGG